This is a messenger RNA of Zea mays, 1042 nucleotides long. RefSeq lists its product as uncharacterized. Lineage: Eukaryota; Viridiplantae; Streptophyta; Magnoliopsida; Poales; Poaceae. The coding region runs from base 97 to 750 and encodes 217 amino acids. The transcript has 3 exons. The record is from RefSeq and is marked validated.
AUUCGCCCACCUCAUCUCCCUCUCCCGCCCCGCCUUAGAAAAAGAACACGAGGAGCGCGCGUGCUCCCCGGCCCCGCGGCAGGCAGACACGCAUCGAUGGGCAACUGCCAGGCGGCGGAGACGGCGACGGUGCUGAUCCAGCACCCGGGCGGCGGCCGCACGGAGCGCGCCUACUGGGCGCUCUCGGCGGGGGCCGUCAUGGCGGCGAACCCGGGCCACUACGUCGCGGCCGUCAUCACCGUCCCGCAGCCGGGCGGCGCGGGAGACGACGGAGCUGCCUCUGCCUCUGCCGCCGCGCCCGUGAAGCACCUCAAGCUGCUCCGCCCCGACGACACGCUCCUGCUCGGCCGCGUCUACCGCCUCGUCAGCUUCGAAGAGGUGCUGCGGGAGUUCGCGUCGAAGCGGCACGUGAAGCUGAGCCGCGUGACGGUCCGGGCCAAGGACGAAGGCGAGGACGUGAAGCCGGCGCCCAAGCAUCGCCGCCGUCGCGCCAGCGGCGGCGGAGAGCGUAAGGAAUCGGAGCGGUCACUCGCCAAGGUCAUGGGGCAGACGGAGGAGCAGCUGGUGCCGGAGGCAGGCCCGGCCUCGGGCCCCGCCCCCAGCUCCUCCAAGCAAGGGGACGCCGACACGCCGGCCGGCCUCGACGCCGACCUGGAGGCGCUCCUGCAGCCGCACGGGGCGUUGCUCGGCCGCCGAGCCGGCCGGCAGUGGAGGCCCGCGCUGCAGAGCAUCGCCGAAGGCGAAGGGUAAAGGGGGGCGGGGCGGCGGGCGCCACCAGCUCGACCGUUCGGUCCGCGGUCGGUGAGCAGCCGAGCUCCGUCGUCUCCGUCUCCGUGCAAGGUCAACUGCAACUUGCGAGGCUGACAGCGUAUUGUAAAAUAAGUUCAUUGUUAGCGCGCCCGACUGGUGUCCAGAUGUGUAGCGGCAGCAGUUGGCUAAGCAUAGCACUAGACUAGUAUAGUAGUAUCCAUGCAUGGAUUUGAUGGUGUGUUUGUAAUAAGGUAAGUAGUAUACGGUAUCGCAUAAAAUCUUUAUCCUGUUC